GCGUGCUUGUGUGCGCGCGUAUGUAUGCGUGACAUUUUGUGUGUGGCCGUGGCCGGGCUUCUGAGCGUGGAGGGGCCUGAGGCUGGUGAGGCCUGUGCUCCGCUCCCGGGGCGGGGAUUGCGCAGGGUGAUUGCCGUGCUCGGGAGAGCGGACUUGGGUUCCUUGCAUCCCGUCCUGAAGGCGGGUCAGGUGAAGGAGGCUGAGUAACUGUCAGACACGUACUCUGCGGGGACUUUAGUCGGAAGGGUGCAGCUGAUCCUAUGAUGGUACAGGCAAUAAAGAAUGCUGACAGCAGAACCAUUUUUUUAAUUGCCAAUUGUCAAGUUGAUUGCCAUGAUGGAUGAUCAGCAGGCUUUGAACUCCAUCAUGCAUGAUUUGGCUGUCCUUCACAAGGCCAGUAGACCAGCAUUAUCCUUACAGGAAACCAGAAAAACAAAAUCUUCAUCGCCAAAAAAAACAGAAUGAUGUCCGUGUCAAAUUUGAACAUAGAGGAGAAAAAAGAAUCCUUCAGUUCCCCAGACCGGUUAAACUAGAAGAUCUGAAGUCUAAAGCGAAAGUUGCCUUUGGACAGUCUAUGGAUCUACAUUAUACCAAUAAUGAGCUGGUGAUUCCAUUAACUACUCAAGAUGACUUGGACAGAGCUGUGGAACUCUUGGAUCGUAGUAUUCAUAUGAAGAGCCUAAAGAUAUUACUUGUAAUAAAUGGAAGUACACAGGCUACUAACUUAGAGCCCUUGCCAUCACUAGAAGAUUUGGAUAACACAGUUUUUGGAGGAGAGAGGAAAAAGCGGCUUUCUAUAAUAGGUCCCACUAAUAGAGAUAGAAGUUCCCCUCCCCCAGGAUACAUUCCAGAUGAAUUACACCAGGUUGCCCGGAAUGGAUCUUUCACUAGCAUCAACAGUGAAGGAGAGUUCAUUCCAGAGAGCAUGGACCAAAUGCUGGAUCCAUUAUCUUUAAGUAGCCCUGAAAAUUCUGGCUCAGGAAGUUGUCCAUCACUUGACAGUCCUUUAGAUGGAGAGAGCUAUCCAAAAUCACGAAUGCCUAGGGCACAGAGCUACCCAGAUAAUCAUCAGGACUUUUCAGACUAUGAUAACCCUAUCUUUGAGAAAUUUGGGAAGGGAGGAACAUAUCCAAGAAGGUAUCAUGUUUCAUAUCAUCAUCAAGAAUAUAAUGAUGGUCGCAAAACUUUUCCAAGAGCUAGAAGGACCCAGGGGACUAGCUUUCGGUCUCCUGUGAGUUUUAGUCCCACCGAUCACUCCUUAAGCACUAGUAGUGGGAGCAGCAUCUUCACUCCAGAAUACGAUGAGAGUCGGAUAAGAAGGAGGGGAAGUGAUAUAGACAAUCCUACACUGACUGUGAUGGAUAUCAGCCCGCCCAGCCGAUCACCUCGUGCUCCAACCAACUGGAGAUUGGGCAAACUGCUUGGCCAAGGAGCCUUUGGCAGAGUUUACCUCUGUUACGAUGUUGAUACAGGAAGAGAACUGGCUGUUAAGCAAGUCCAGUUUGAUCCUGAUAGCCCUGAGACCAGCAAGGAAGUAAAUGCACUUGAAUGUGAAAUUCAGUUGUUGAAAAACUUACUGCAUGAGCGAAUUGUUCAGUAUUAUGGCUGUUUGAGGGAUCCCCAGGAAAAGACACUUUCAAUAUUUAUGGAAUAUAUGCCAGGGGGCUCAAUCAAGGACCAAUUAAAAGCAUAUGGAGCUCUUACUGAGAAUGUGACUAGGAAAUACACACGUCAGAUUCUGGAGGGUGUCCAUUAUUUGCAUAGUAAUAUGAUUGUCCAUAGAGAUAUUAAAGGUGCAAAUAUCCUACGAGACUCAACAGGCAAUGUUAAACUAGGAGAUUUUGGGGCCAGCAAACGUCUUCAGACCAUCUGCCUCUCGGGAACAGGAAUGAAGUCCGUCACAGGAACACCAUACUGGAUGAGCCCCGAAGUCAUAAGUGGAGAAGGCUAUGGCAGAAAAGCAGAUAUCUGGAGCGUAGCUUGUACUGUAGUAGAAAUGCUAACUGAGAAACCUCCAUGGGCUGAAUUUGAAGCAAUGGCUGCCAUCUUCAAGAUUGCCACUCAGCCAACCAACCCAAAGCUGCCACCUCAUGUCUCAGACUAUACUCGAGACUUUCUCAAACGAAUUUUUGUAGAGGCCAAGCUGAGACCUUCAGCAGAUGAACUCUUAAGGCACAUGUUCGUGCAUUAUCACUAGGAGCUGGUGACCUGUCCUGUGCCUCCACCCAGCUCCCAUCUGUUUGUUCACCUCUCUCUCACUGCACUUUUCUUUUUUAUGAAAAAGAGAGAUGGGGGAGGAAAAAGACAAGAGGGAAAGUAUUUCUCUUGAUUCUUGGUUAAAUUUGUUUAAUAAUAAUAGUGAUGUAAAUUUUUUAUAUUUAAUCUUUUUUUCCCCUCACAAGAACUUGAAACUUCUUUUUUAAAAAAUUUUUAUAAUGUGCUGAUGUGGUUAAGAGAGAUAAAGCACUUUAGUACAUAGUCACUCUUUGUAGUAUAAACAAAUCAUUUGGAAUACCUAAAAAUUAUAGAGUGUUCCCCAGUAUCACAAAUUGGUGGUGAUGGGGAGGUGUGGAAGAGGAGGAGAAAAAAUAAUGUACAAUUUGUAGUUUUUAGUGAUAGUAUUUAAAAUAGUUCCUCAUUUGUGGAGUUGAGCCCUAAACUUAAAUUUAGGGUAGGUACUCAACCUAAAGAAUACAGGAUCCUUGUUACCUGUAUUCUUUAGAUCUUAACCUCUGUCUACCAAGCUUUUUGCUCAGUAGGAUUCUGGGUAGAAGAUACAGAUUUCUAAGAGGUAUGUUUAUUGUUAAUCUUAACCAUAUAGUAAGCAAAUACACAAUAAUAGAUCCAUGUUACUGGAAUCUGUUAACCUGAGGGAUGGCUUUCUGCUUAAAUUUAAAAAGGGUAAAAUUUAUUUUAAAGCAGAUAAGGGAACUUAAUGAAUAAGUCCACCUAAAAGGCACAAUUAGUCUCAUAAAGUGUCUGAAUAGAAAAGACCACUUUUUCCAGUAAACAAACGUAAUGAAAAAAAGAAUUAGGUGUUGAUUAGUAUAUUUUAAACUGUUCUUUACUUUAGGGGAGAAUGUCUCAAAAUUAAGGAAAUUGAGAAAUAAUAAAAAUCAUGUAUACUAUUUUCCUAUUUCUAGCUCCUGAUUUUCCAUAGGUAACAGCAUUUAGGAAUUAGAAUUCAGCCUGCUAGAAUGUUAAAGCUAGUGGCAUGAUAUGAAGCUCUUGUUCUUGGAACCACAGAAUUCUAAAGCACUUCAAGAAAUACAGUGUGUAAAACAAUAAGAUAGGAGUGGUUUUUUUUUUUUUUUUUUUCAUGUGUCAUUUGGCAAUGCCUGGAGACAUUUUUAUUUGUCACAACUGGAAGGUACUAUGGCAUCUAGUGGGUAGAGGCCAGUGGUGUUGCUGAGUAGCCUACAGUGUAUGAGAACAGCAUUCCUACCCCCAAGAAUUGUCUUGUCCCAAAUGGGAAAACCAUUGAAGUUGAGAAAUCUUAUGUAAAAGCUAGUCCCUACUGCAAACUGAAAAUGGCCAUUUACAAACCAGUAAAUGCAGAAAACCAAAUUUUAAAAAGAAAGGCUAUAUCACAGAAUGAGGACUUUAUUAAGAGCAGGUACCAUUACUUUCAGAUCAUGGGUGAAAGAUCUCAACAAACAGUAUGUAGCAAUCACUUCUUUUCUAUCUCCUUAUAACACCCAAAUCAAUAAUUCUUCCAUUUUAGAAACAAAAUGAAUUUGAAUACUGAGCCUUUUGAACUCAGUAUUGGUAUAUAUUCUUUAGUUGAAACUCAACUCAUAAUUGUAAGCAAAGAAAAACAUAUCAGAACAAAAUGUUCACUACCAACAGGAAGGCUAAAAUUGUUGGAUUUCUGUGUAAGGUAUCAACUGAGGGCAGAAGCAGCUGAGAAAGAUCCUGUCGUAUCGCAUAGCAUCAUACUACUGAAAAAGUCUAGAAAAUAGUUUUCUGGAGGGCCCUAAAUGUGAUGCCUUUUAAAUGAUUCGUAAGGGACUAUUUUCUGUGCAAGGUAUGCUCUCUUAUAGACAUUUAAAAUACUUUGUUUUGAAGUUAAGUAGUCUUAGUUUAUCCUGUAAGGUCCCAUCUGGCCUUCCUUGUAGGAAUAUUUGAAAUUCCACUAGCUAGUUUGAGAAGCUAAAGCACAAAAUUAAUCAUCAAUACUUGUCCCAUUUUCUGAGUAUCAAAGGAAGCAGCUUGCAAAGAAGAACAGUAAUUAGGUGCUUCCUCUCACUAAAUCAACUGCCUAAUCAUGCUGGAAACAUAAUCCCCAAGUGUGUGGAUCUGUUAUACUUUCUUUAUCUUUUAUGGGUGAGAACAUCUUUCUACUUGAACAGAAUUACAGUGUCUGGACCAGUGUGCUUUUCUUUUGUUUCUUUGUCUUGCGUGAUUGUGAUUUCCCUUUAGCUCAUUUUUGGUCUGUCAGGGUAACCGGCAGUGCAGAGAAGGCAAAAAUGCUCUCUAGAGAGAAGCCUGAGGAGACUUGUGGAACUCAAAGCAAAAUUGUUUGUUUUUGUCAGUCUCCUUUUCUGAGUGGUAUAGAAAAUUAAAGUACCUGAAAAGAAACUGCUACUUUAUAACUGCUGCAGAAGACAUUUGCUUUAUAAAAAAAUAUUAUUUGCUAUGGGAAAGUAAUGUUUUCUAUGUAAAGACUUAAAAGUAGACUAAUAGUUUAUAGAGUUAUAUAGAAUAUGGUGUGAAUUUAUUUCAAACAAGUUGUGAAGGUACCAAAAACCACAAUAAAAGUUGGUAUAUAAAGAUAGUACAAGAACUAAAAAGCUUGAAGUAUGGGGUGGUGAUAUGGAAGACCAAAAGAACACUUUAAAAACAAGAAAUUGUUGUAAGGAAAUACCUUUAUCAGGGGAAAUUAAAUAUUACACUUCCAUUUUCCUCUUUCUAAUCAAUAGUAUGGAUUAACAAACCAUUUGAAUUUUUUAAGAUGACUAAUAUAUUUUGGUUUUUAAAUGCACAGCUGACCCUUUUGUACUGUAAUGUUUCUUUGCUGAGGCUGGAGAAUGGCCAGACUGCUGACUUUGUGCCUUUAAAAUGCAUUCUGCUUUGCAUUCUGCUUUUGGUGCUGGAGAAGAUUCACUAGCAGUCUCAUGUGCUUUUCAGGAAGUAUCUUUCUACUUAGGUCUUGAGAGAUUCAAAGUGACAUGGUAGGUUUGGGCCAAAUGUAAGAUCUUUGACAUUGUGAAGUAUAUUAAAUAAAAGGAUUGAAAAAUAUAGUGGAAAUUUUGAUGGGUUGGUAGUUAUUUAAAAUAUAUAUAAAGGUAGACAGACUUUAAAAAACCCUGAAAUUUUUCAGUACUUUUCCUUGUUUAUAAAACAUUUUUUAACUUAAAAAAUCACUAGGACUAUUGCCUUAAAAAAUUUUAAAGGUACAGUCACCCUUAUGUGAUGUAAGAGAUUGAAUAUUGAGGCACAAAUUAAAACUCUGAUUUCAGAAUAAGUUGAAUUGGCUUUCAUUUGAAAGUCUUUACCUGAUUCCCAACAGAAACUACAUAAAAAGAGUGAAAAUACUUCUUUAGAAUAGCUUUCUGCUCUUCUGGCUCUGACACAGGUCAGGUUAGAUAUGUAGUAUUUCUGAGAUGGAAGUUGUAAGAUACGUGAAAUCAUGAAGAAAAUAAAUCAAAUCUGAAUUAUUUAACAGUAUGGCUAAGCCAAAUUAAGACUUCUUGGCCGACAGCAGCUUGUUGCACCAACAGUUUUAUUUGGGGGUCUAGAAACCAGUCCUUGAUAAAAUCAUGUGGUAUCAAUCACAUCUACAAGUCUCUUUGUUUCUUGAAAAUAGGGUUUCUCUUCUUCAUUUGCUUUUCGGUAAUUGUGACCUACUGUGUCAAGUGUGAAAUUCACAUCCUUGGAGAGGUCACAGUCCAGGAGGAAUAUGGGCGAACAGUUACUUUAUGGCAGGCCCUAAAUCAGAAAGUUCAGCAAUGAUUUUCUAAAAUGUUACAGUUUUUUUUUUUUUAAUGAAGUAAGGGGAAUGACAUUUUGGCUGUUACAAACCAAAAUGUCAAUAAAAGGAGGUAUAGUAAAAGUAUCCCCAAAUUUAGGGGGAACCCCUAUGAUGAGACAGCCUCUUUCUUCUCAGGACCUCUCUUAUUACAAACCACAGCCUCUAUUCAAACAGUCCCAGGGAUAGCAAAUAUUUAUUCCAUAGUACUACCACCCCAGCAGUCUUUUAAAGAAAAAAAUUUUCUUUUGGUCUAAAUUGUGAAAAAAAAAAAACCUCAAAAACAUUUAGUAGAAAUCAAACUCUGUCAACAGUGUUAUUUAAGCUAAGCAUAGGACUGUUUCUUAAGACCAUAUUGUUUAUCUUUAAGUUUUGUGGUCACUUUAUUUAUUUGAAUUUAAGAUUGGUCAAAUGGUAACAUAAAGCAGUUUAAUUGUUGGUUUUUAGUAGUGCCUUUUUCUCUGUAUGCCUUACUUUUAUUUUAUAUUACUAAUUCAAGUUACCCACCAAAAUGAAGAUCCCCCCCCCUCCAAAUCAAUUAGGCUUCAAGAGUUUAGACCACGUGUUGGCCCCAAUGUUUCUUAAUGGCUGCUUCCUCCUCCUGCCCUUUUCUACCUCUUUUUUUUUUUUUUUUUCAAUAUUAGUAAAGAAACAUUAGUGUUUGGGAUACUAGAUUCUCUACUAGUCUUAAAUAAGCAUAGAAAGAGUUAUUCAAAAUAGGCAUAGUAAAUUAUUUUCUGGGUUGAUUACUUGACUUUCAAUCACAUUGGCAUCCUCCAGGUUCUUUGUAUAUCCUGGUUCAGUUGGGAUAUUCAUACUAGAGCUAGAGUAGUUAAUUUUGCCUAAAGAGACAGUAAAUUCUCAUCCUUAGUGCUUAACAUUUUGACUCUAGCUUUUCUGUGAUGUGUGUGGUGAUAGUGGUGGGGUGUGUGUGUGUGUGUGUGUGUGUGUGUGUGUGUGGUGUUUGAAGUUGAGUGAGAGAAAAAGGAAAGAAGAGGGAGAUAGGAAGGAAGGAAAGAGAGGAAAAACGUACGAAUAUUCAGUUAGAUCAAUCCCUGUUCUGAGAAGAAUAACACGAAAAUGCAUGACCUACUGACCAUUAAUGAAAGUAAUCAUCCUCUAGUGAGAAUGCCAGUAUGUUUUCCUGAGUAACUCGUGUAAAUGAUUUUUAUUAAGGGUACUUAUUGUAAAUUGCUAAGCUUUUGGUUGCUAAAAGUAGACUAAAAUCCAAUUUGUGUAUGUGUAUUAUAAUGAGCUUAUAUAAAAUUCUUAAAUAGAAAGUAAUUGAUCUUACAUAGUUCUUCAUGAACUCUUUGGAAUAGAAGUCCUGCCAGACAUUAUCUAAACAAGCUUCCUUAGCUUACCAAGUAUUCUAAAGGAAUUCUCUUAUACCUCUUUUUGGUUGGCUAGGGAAUGUGUGCUGUGAAAACACUGUUCCUACUUCAUAGUUCUCUUUAGCUUUGCUUGGACUUCUGCCAUGGCCUGGAUAGGAUGCCAUAAUAGGUCUGGGAAGUAUCAGGGUCACCCAUCUCUCUUUGUUCUCACUUUUGGGAGGUGUAGAUUCUAAUAAGCUCUCAGGGGAGCCUAGAGAUUCUUUACUUGGUCAGAGUGGCAGUGGUCAGGGUUGACCAUGGAGGUGGGGGAGGAGUCAUAGCUCUAGUAAAGAAUAAAUUGUAUCUGUUGCCUAUAUACAGAAUCAUAUAAUUCUUUCAUGUUUUUCAUAAUUGUGCAUUGACAGUCAUAUAGUAUUUUUGUUAAUAACAAAGGCUGUCAGUGAAAACUGUUAUUCUCUCUGCUUAAUGACUUACUUGUAUCACAGUCUGUGUUAUCAGAAUCACUUUAAACCAAAGCUUUUAUAUUUCUUGCACACAUAGCCAAAAUGAUUAGUCCUGUUACAUCUGACCACUUGUAAGCUAAUAGCAUAAAAAUGGUAAAAGCAGGUACCAGUAGAAUGUGAUCCCAGUCUAUCCUUCAAGGAAAGGAACAGGUGCUCAGUGUUUGCAUUUAGAUAUGCAGAAUUUACUUCACAUAUAAAGGAACUAUAUUGAUACUACAUAUAUUGAUACUACAUACUUAAUUAACUCAUACUUGUGCCAAUCUUAUUAAUGUCACUUGACCAUAGAUGCAUGUGGAUAUGUGGUCAUGUCUGAUGCUCAGGUUGGUGGCAUAUUUUCUCCCUAGUGUCUUAACGUGUGAACUUGUGUUUGACUUGAGGAGCAUUUCAGGAAAGCUUUGAAGAAGAGGAGGUUAUGGACUGAUACCUGUUUUGUGCCAUAGACACUUUGGAACACAAGGAAGCAACUGUCUUUAGCAUAUGUGCAGAAUUGUCCCCAAAUAAGGAUUUCUGAAUCUCUUAAUGCCAGUUGGGAAGAGUAAAGUUUAUGACUAUCCUGAAAAGCACUUUUUGAGUUCACUUACCUAAUAUAUUUUAGAACUUUUAAAAAACUAUAUGUAACCAGUGAUGAUUUUGGCAUUAAUAUUACUUGAUGGGAGAGAUGAGUAACUAAAUUAGAUGUUAAUCUCUAUCAGAUACUUAGAUUCCAGAAUGGAUUUGACAUAUUCUCAUUUUUCCAAAGAAUUUUUUCCACCUGGAAAUAAGAGAGGAUUAGUGGAAGCAUUUGAGUUGGGCAAAAGAAAGUGGGUCAGACCCUUGCAAUACACAUUUUUGAUUAAUAGAACAGUGUCUAGGUACAAGACUUCUUUAAACAACCUAUCAUUUUAAUACAAUCUUAAUUAGUAAAAGGUUUACAUAUUUUCUAUUGCUGUUGGUUUUUAAAUUUGCUACCCUGCAUUCUGAAAUAUUAUAAAACUUAAUAUGAAAAAUACUUUUAAUGUCUGCCACUCUUACAUUUCACAUGGUUCUUUUUAUUUAUUGUAAAUAAAACUUGGAUAAAUUUGAAAGUAAACUUUUAAUUGCAAACUGCGAUUAUCAAUUUGUAAAUUUAUCUUUGACUUAAUGUACAUUUUUAAAUGUAGCCACUAAGUUCUCUGUAUGUAACCUAUUGAUUUUUCUCAGUAAACAUUUUUAAUCUCAUUUGAGUGCUGGCAGUUUAUAAUUAUCUGCAAAGGUUUUUUUGUUUCCUAACAAGUUUGACUUUUUUGCACAUUUUUGAAAACGUUUAAUUUGUACACUGAUUUAUUACUCUGACCAAUAAUUGUUUAGUGUAUGAGCAUCGUGAAUGCGUGCAUCAAACUACUGUCUGUGUCUCUUGUUUUAAUUUCAAGACGUAGCCAUCAGUUACUAGACUGCUAUGACUAACUUAGGUGGACCUUGCUUUUACAAAGUAUACGUAUCUAUGGUUCUGUCUUUGUUGAAGAACUCAGGAGUUCAACAUUACUUUCUAAUUUUAUAAUGUAUUCUAAAGUCCAUUACUGAGUUGAAAGUAUGCUUUGUAACUCUGUGUAUCAGGGGAUGUGUGUUUGUGUGAAGAUGUCUUUUUCUGUUUGUAGGCACAUAUAUGUGUGUGUAUAUAUAUAUAUCCCUGUAAUUUCUUACUUUCUUUUCAUUUCUACAUUUUUAUGAACUUGUUUUAUAAGGGUACUAUGUAGUUAGGAUAAAUAUAUAUAAAAGCUUUCUGAGAGUUUAUUUACUAUAUGAAUAUAUUUUCAGCUGGCUGAUCAAAAAUAUUUUUUUAAUUUUGUUGUAACCAUUUAAGAUGUAUUUGUAUUUCCAGAUUUGGACACAAGUUGUACUUAGAACUUGGUUAAAAUACUCUUGAAAGAAAGUCAUGGAAUUCUCUUUUGACAAUUCUAUGAAAUGCAAGUUAGAAAAAAAAAGGCUUUAAGAAGUAGCAGAAACACAUAGGCUUUUCAAUUCUCAGAGCUGUGAAAAAAAAAGGUGAGAAACUAAAUUGCUUUUAUGUUAAGAUACUUACAUUUCCAGUUGGUAUAAGCUUGUCCUACUGUUGUUUUUAAAUUUUCCUUUAUUCCAAAAGAUUUCAACUUCCAGUUUUUUCUUUACUGAGCAAGGUCAGACUGGGCUUAUAAAACAGUAAAUACUUUGGCAUAUGUGAUUCUUUAUAAUGGAGUAUGAAUUGGUUUAGAAAUGUCUAGACCCUACUGUUGUGUCUGUUAUACUGUAAUAUGUGUUUUAAGGAACUGGCAGAAAAAGAAUUGGAAAUUAGAUUUCCAAUCGGACAGUGUUACUAUAUUCAAAGGAAACUUUGUUUUUAAUAUGCAGUGCCACGUAAAAUUUCUUGUGUUAGGAAUAAAGUCCACUGUUAAAGUUGAAUGUCACUUGUUAAAAGGAACCAGUGUGAUUAGAACCUACCAGAAGCCAGAUACAGUGUGGUAUGUGCCACAUUUCAUGCACAUUUUGAGUUUGCGUUCAUGCAAAAUUAUGCUUGUAAAAAUGUACAAAAUUCUUGAGUUUUAUAAUUUCUAUGUACUUUUUUGGUGUUAAAUAGCUUUUUAAAAAAUCUAAUAUAAAAAGAAACCAUGUUUAUAUUUUGUUAGUGAUCAAUGACUUUGUUUAUAUGGAAAUUUGUAUAUUGUUGGCACUCAUCUUUUGUUUAGAUUUAUCAUGCAUGAAGGCUUGCAAUAAUUAGCACAAUGAAAGUUGCUUUUUCUUACAUGUUCAUUGUUUUAUUUUUUGAAAGAUUGUGGUACAAAGGCUUACUCUCAGUAACCUUCUGGACUAUGGAAUGAAUAUAAAUGAAUGGCACUUUGAGUGUUAAUAAAGCUGAUAUUUAUUUCCACUGUGA
Messenger RNA from Cavia porcellus (domestic guinea pig), 10674 nucleotides. It is a transcript of the gene Map3k2, whose product is annotated as mitogen-activated protein kinase kinase kinase 2. The record is from RefSeq and is a predicted model, not a curated record. Gene Ontology annotation, biological process: protein phosphorylation. The transcript has 17 exons. Bases 371 to 2197 code for a protein of 608 amino acids. Lineage: Eukaryota; Metazoa; Chordata; Mammalia; Rodentia; Caviidae. Gene Ontology annotation, molecular function: protein kinase activity; ATP binding; protein binding.